This is a messenger RNA of Suillus discolor, 690 nucleotides long. RefSeq lists its product as uncharacterized. The record is from RefSeq and is a predicted model, not a curated record. The transcript has 6 exons. NCBI's taxonomy places the organism in Eukaryota, Fungi, Basidiomycota, Agaricomycetes, Boletales, Suillaceae. The coding region runs from base 1 to 687 and encodes 228 amino acids.
AUGGUCUUGAUACUCUGUCAAUGUGUCGUGACAUUGCGAGUGUGGCAUCUAUUCUUCCGGAGUUACCUCAUUAGAUGGCUGGCGGUCACUAUUCUCGUCAUUUGCGCGGCAGGAACUGUAAUAGUUGGCAGCGUCGAGUUUAAUCCCAUCAAGACUGCCCUGCGUAUAACGUUGAUCGCUGAGAUCCCGACGCAGAGCCCUCCAUUUGUGUUUGCCAUGUACCUGCCAUCCCUGGUCGUCCAUACGGCCAUGCUCUUACUGACGAUGUAUCGCUUUCGCGUCAGCCCAAAAGUGUUGCAGCAACGUGGCAUUAUACACCGAUUCGUAAAAGAAGGGAUAUUGAUGUAUACGUUUGCGGCCGGAUCACUGCUAUAUGAAAUUAUCGGUCUUUCUAUGACUAAACCGAAGGAAAUAUCUGUGUACUAUCCAGCUUUGAGGGAAGGAAUAGCAGUAGCAACUACAGCCGUCUCCGUCUGUCGUGCAAUGCUAAGCAUCAGGUCAUUGGCUGCAACUUAUCAUGUCGAUCCGGCAUGGUUGCUCAACUAUGCAGAACUGAGUCGUGUUCAAUGGAGGAGAGGAGCCAAUGAAGGUGAAAUUUUUGUCGAAGCGAGUGACAUGGACGCGGGUCCCCCUUUCAAAUUGCUGGGGAUGUCUGCCGGGAGAACAGAAGGCGAAGGAGUUGUGUAAAAA